Daucus carota subsp. sativus is the source of this 5275-nucleotide messenger RNA. RefSeq lists its product as uncharacterized. Bases 1 to 5133 code for a protein of 1710 amino acids. The record is from RefSeq and is a predicted model, not a curated record. The transcript is spliced from 4 exons. NCBI's taxonomy places the organism in Eukaryota, Viridiplantae, Streptophyta, Magnoliopsida, Apiales, Apiaceae.
AUGGUGACACCGAGAGCGCACAUUGAAGAGAUACGCAAGACCAAGUUUUCUAUUGGCGGGAGACUAAAUCCCUUAACUGAGGAUUUGCAUCAAGCUGUUACGAACCUUUCUCAGGAACUUUAUUCUAAAGAUGUUCACUUUCUCAUGGAGCUUAUCCAGAAUGCAGAAGACAACGAUUAUUUGGAAGGAGUGGAGCCUUCACUUGAAUUUGUCAUAACUUCUCGAGAUAUAACUGCUACCGGAGCUCCAGCUACAUUGUUGAUAUUCAACAAUGAAAGCGGCUUUACACCUAGGAACAUUGAUUCCAUCUGCAGUGUUGGACGCUCCACCAAGAAAGGAAAUCGCAGACGUGGUUAUAUUGGCGAGAAAGGCAUUGGGUUUAAAAGCGUUUUCCUGAUCACGGCUCAGCCUUACAUAUUUAGUAAUGGCUAUCAGAUUCGGUUUAAUGAAGGACCUUGUCCGCACUGUAAUGUUGGAUAUAUUGUUCCUGAGUGGGUUAAGGCAAAUCCAACUCCUUCACUUCUCAAAAGCAUACAUGGAAAACACAUCCCUCUUCCUACCACAACAAUAAUACUGCCUCUAAAACCUGACAAGGUCCAAUCUGUAAUGCAUCAGCUCUCCAACAUUCAUCCAGAGAUUCUGUUGUUUCUUACAAAGAUAAAGCGGCUUUCAGUUAGAGAAGACAAUGAGGAUCCUAUGCUUAACACCGUGAGUGCGAUUUCUAUUUUAAGUGAGACUAAUUUUGUCACAAGGAAGAACAUCGAUGCUGAAUCUUAUAUGAUCCAUCUUUCUGCCGAUCAAGUUGGUAACGAUGAUUUAGAAAAAGAAUGUGGCUAUCAUAUGUGGCGGCAAAGGUUUCCUGUCAAGAACGAGCACAAAGUUGAAAGAAGAAUGGAGGUAGAAGAAUGGGUUAUCACUUUAGCUUUCCCUGUUGGAGAACGUCUCGUUAGAGGGAUGCAGUCUCCAGGGAUAUAUGCAUUUUUACCCACAGAGAUGGUGACCAACUUCCCUUUCAUUAUUCAAGCAGAUUUUAUUUUAGCUUCAUCGAGGGAAACUGUUCUGUUAGAUAACAAAUGGAAUAAAGGAAUCCUUGACUGUGUUUCUGAUGCCUUCAUCAGUGCUUUCACUUCUCUCGUGAAAGAUACUGAAGCUCCAGUUUCAACUCUGCCUCACCUCUUUCGGUACUUGCCAGUCAACAAAGGUCCCUGCUUGGAGCUAAAUGUUGUCAGGGAGUCUAUUAGACAGAAGCUAUUAAACCAAAGUAUUGUUCCAUGUGAAUCGUACUCGGAGCAAAAGUUUUUCCAGCAGCCAUGUCAAGUUGGUGGCAUAUUGCCAGCCUUUUGGAAUAUUCUGGAUAAGGCUAGGGGGCAAGGUGUAGCCUUUCAUAACAUCUCCUCUCAUGGCACUUACAUUUUAAGUUCGUCAUUUGACAUACACGAGUAUAAUUACAUUCUAGAAUUCAUGGGUGUAAAAAUGGUCGCUGCUGAAUGGUAUGCUAGGUGCAUCCAGAGUUCUAAUAUUGUUAUGGAAGUUUCCGAGGAUGUGUAUCUGGAUCUUCUCCUGUUUGUUGCUGAGAAUUGGGUAUAUAGUUUUCAAAAUACCAACAUGAAGAAUGCAUCACUUUUGAAGCAUGUGGAUAUUCAUGGUAACGUUUCUCUAACUAGUGUCAGUACAGUUUCUCGAUGUGAUUCUGGGAAGUUGUUUAGGUCUACUGAGCAAAGUUAUGCAUCAUGGUUAAUCAACUGGAGUAAAUUGUUCAAAUCUGCAACAGACCACUUCUUCAUGCCAAUUUCAACCCAACAAGCUAUUGAGUUAUCUAGUAAACAGUGGAUCCUACUUGAUUGGCUAUCAAACAAAGUUAACGUCAAAGCAGUGAGUGUGUUUGGUUAUGCACAUCUACUCACCAAGUUAAUAAAGGAUGAUAGAGAUCUUGCUAUUGCAUACAGUCAUUUUCUUUAUCAGUCUUUUUCAAAGAAGUAUGUGUCUGAGCAGGAUGUUAAAGAAAUAUGUAAAAUCAUGCCUCUUGUUAAUAGUUACGGGCAGAUGAUGGCGCAACAGAGGAAGGUUCUGCUGCCUGCUAGUGGAAGCAAUUGGGUGGAGCUGAUUGGUUCUAAUCUGUGGACAAGUGAGGGUUAUGUUGAGCUUGGGAAAGACUAUCUUCAAACAAAAACCUAUUUUGGUAUUCGUACAACUGACAAAAAGCUGAUCGAUUUCUUGAAAAAAUAUCUUCCAGCAUCUGAUAUACCUCACAUAUCUCCUCCAAAUGCUAUAAUUCCAAGUGUGUCAGCUCCUUUAACCAAGAAAAAUGUAUUUUUGCUACUAGAAUGGAUUCGUUACUUGAAAAGGAAUAGGUAUAACAUUCCUCCAAAUUUUUUGUCGUGCAUUAAGGAGGGUAGCUGGCUGAAAAUUUCCCUGAAUGGUAGUUCCAGCUAUAGACCACCAUCACAGUCAUUCAUGGGCUCGUCAUCAGAAGCACACAUCUUACAGCAAGUGUCAGAGCUUGUCGACAUUCCAGAAGUUGAUAUGAAGUUUUAUGGUCGCAAACUAACUGAUUACAAGGAGGAGCUGAAAUUAAUUGGUGUGAUGUUUGAGGUAAAUGAAGCAUGCAGAUUCAUAGGAAACCAGCUUAUGUCUAUUGCAGCAUCUUCUAAUUUAACAAGAGAGAAUGUACUCGCAAUUUUGAAGUUCAUCAAGUUCUUGAGGGCUAAUUUAAAUUCGCCUGCACAAUUUAUUAAUAGUAUACAAGGUGGGAAAUGGCUGUGGACUAAGCAAGGUUACAGGGCCCCAGGCGAGUCAGUUUUAUAUGGUGAUGAGUGGAAAGCUGCUUCUGAAGUUAGUAACAUUCCCUUUAUUGAUGAAACUUAUUAUGGAGCCAAUCUAAAUGAUUUUAGAGAAGAACUGGAGCUAAUUGGUGUGAUAGUGAAUUUUGCUGGUAACUACAAACUAGUUGGUGAUAACUUGAAAUCUUCAGCUUGCUCAAGUUCUCUUACACCUGGGGCCCUCCAUUUGAUGCUGGACUGCCUCCGCCAUUUGAACUCAAACAAUAUUGUUAAUGCUCUCAAGGAUAAUAACUGCAUCAACACACAUGUUGGGUUCAGAACUCCUUCAGAAUGCUAUUUACCUGGCUCUGAUUGGGGAUGCCUUUUGCAGGUCUUUAGCUGCUUCCCGCUCAUAGAUGUAAAUUUCUAUGGGAGCGAAAUAUUCUUGUUCAAAGAUGAAUUAAAGCAAAUUGGAGUAGUGGUUGAUUUUGGUGAGGCAUCAAAAAAAUUUGAACGUGUAUUCAGGCAACAAGCGGAGUUACAAUUUAUUGGCAAAGUUAAUGUUCUUACACUUCUGCAAUGUUGCAGAAAGCUGAAGACCUCAAAUCCGUUUCCAACAGAUCUAAAGAAGUGUAUUCGUGAGGUGAAUUGGUUGCGUACUCGACUCGGUGAUUAUAGAGCGCCAACAGAUUGCAUUCUUUAUGGCCAAUCUUGGAAGUCUAUCUCAUCAAUCUCUUUGCUUCCUUUCAUUGAUGAUAGUGAUAAUCAGUAUGGUAUGGCCAUUCAUAAAUAUGACAAGGAGCUCAAGAGUAUGGGUGUUGUCUCUUCUUUUAAAGAUGGAGCACAUUAUGUUUUGAAUGGCCUUAAUUUGCCACAGGAUCCUAGCAGAAUAACUCCUGAACAUGUAUAUUCAUUGCUGGAAUGUAUCCGUAGGUAUAAGCCUAAGAAUGACAAUUUGGAGACUCAUGAGCUUUUUCCAUCAACAUUUCUGGAAAAAAUAGGUAGACAGUGGUUGAAAACCUAUUCAGGCUACAGUACUCCGCAGAGGUGCUUGCUCUUCAGUCCUGAGUGGGCCGAUUUUCUAGAAAGGGGCGACGGACCUUUCCUAGAUGAAGACUUCUAUGGUUCCAAACUCAGGGAAUACAAAAAUGAGCUUCAUUCUCUGGGAGUUAUUGUUGACACUAGAGAUGGUUGUUCUUUGCUUGCAAGUUACCUAGGUUUCCAUUCUAUAUUCACCCCUGUGAGUCGAAUAUAUAACUAUUUGAUUGAAUUUAAGUGGAAGCCUAAUGACAACGACAAGAAAGAUAUUUGGAUUCCAAGUAGUAGAGAAUAUGGUCAGUGGGUGAGCUUUGAAAAUUGUGUCAUUCAGGACAAGCAUGGUCUACUGGGAUCGCGCUUGCAUGUUCUAGAGAAGCACUAUACAGGUAAGUUGCUAAGUUUUUUCUCCAUUACUUACGGAGUUAAAAUGAGCCCCUCCAUUGAUGAUUAUUGUGAAAUUUGGAAGACAUGGGAAGCUUCUGGCCACCAACUAACUCAUGAUGAGUCUUGUGCCUAUUGGGGAUUUGUUGUGAAGAACUGGAGCUUGAGGACAGAAGAAACAUUGGCUCGACGGAUGUUAAAACUGCCUGUACAUUCAGGCUCAAAUGCAAUAAAUCUCGUGAAUAAACAGGACGUAUUCAUUGCCGAUGACCUGCAGCUGAAGGAUCUUUUUGAAAAGUCUUCUUUUAGUUCGCUAUUUGUUUGGUAUCCCCAACCGAGCAUGAAAUCUCUGCCCAGAACUAAGUUGCUAGAAAUUUAUAGCAAAAUAGGUGUUAGAAAUAUCUCUGAGUCUGUGCAGCACAAACUUUCUGCAGUGGAUACUGUAAGCCUGAAGCAACUGAACCCAAGGGAAAUAUUUAUUGGAAAAGAGUUGUUGAGACUUAUUCUUGGAUUUCUAGCUGACAUUUCACCCAAUACGGAAGCAGGUAUCAGGCACAAUGUUGUCAGAGUCCUCCUUCAAGUUGCUGUCCUUGAGGCGGGAGACAAAAUAACAAUGUGCCAUACUUUAUCAUUAUCAUCUGGUAAAAUCCUUAAAGUUGAAGCAAGGCAAAUGCUAAGAUGGGAGAGACAAAUUUCAAAGCUUUUCGUGCAGAAAUUGGCCAAGAAUGGAGGACAUAAAAAUUUCAUUGAGUAUGCUUCAGAAUUUUCUGAAGUAGUGGCUGGGGGCUUAUUAUGGGAGAAUGAAGAUCAUGCACGUCAGCUUGCAGACCUUGUUAGGUUGGGUUUUCUCGUAGAAUUCAAUGAGGAGGCAAUUAUGUAUCUCAUGAAGACGAAAAAUCUGCAGACAUUUUUGGAGGAUGAAGAGUUUCUUUCUUCCAUCUUUCCAGAUGAAUAGCUGAAUGGGAUCUUCUGCUUCAGAACUAAUGUUGACAGAAUUGUUCGUAGCACUAGAUGUUGACAGAAUUGUUCGUAGCCAUUAGAAUUCAAGACGUUUAGGCUGCAAUACCACGUCAACUUUCUAAAUUUCGUUGUUCUGG